Messenger RNA from Harpegnathos saltator (Jerdon's jumping ant), 2654 nucleotides. RefSeq names its product odorant receptor Or2-like. Gene Ontology annotation, molecular function: odorant binding; olfactory receptor activity. Gene Ontology annotation, cellular component: plasma membrane. Lineage: Eukaryota; Metazoa; Arthropoda; Insecta; Hymenoptera; Formicidae. The record is from RefSeq and is a predicted model, not a curated record. The coding region runs from base 1691 to 2593 and encodes 300 amino acids. The transcript is spliced from 5 exons. Gene Ontology annotation, biological process: detection of chemical stimulus involved in sensory perception of smell; sensory perception of smell.
UUCUGAUUUCUUGACCAGCUGACGAAUUUGUACACCAAUAUUAGUACAACGUUGUGUCCGAAGGUACAUACAAAUUCAUAUCAAGUGUCAUACCAUGGAUUUUAGACUAUUUCCAUUGUGCCUGUCGUACAAAAAUUCCAUCUAAAGCCAUCCAUGGUUUAUGAUUGUUCUCAUCUCAAUGUAAGUGUCCCAUUUUCGCAUAUUUUCCAAGUCAAAGAAGCAGAAAAGCAAAAUUGUCCUGGGAACCACCAAGAGGAGUAUAUCCUCCUCGUUCAGUUGCCGCACUUCAACUGUCCGCUGGAUCUUAUCAUACGACUAAAGAAUCAUUAAUAAUGCAAGCGCUGUACGUAGCCGAUGACAACUUCAUUGCCCACCUUCCACCGGACUAACUAUUUCAACUGUAAAAAGUAUCAACAAGCUCCACAUGUCCCACGCUUACCACAAAGUUCUCUUGAUCCCCUCUCUUAUUCACAAUGUGUCGUCGACCAAAAAAGUUUACAAAUGCGUAAACGCAACCAUGUAUGAACAUGUUGUGUCCAAAAGAAAAAGAAUAUGGACUGAUAAAAGCGAUGGACUCUCGAUAACUGUUACACGUUCGCAUGGUCAUAAUUUAUUCACUCACACUUUUGCCCAACAAAGUUACGAUGGCGAUUAUAUAUCCCAAUACUCGACACGCACAUUCUCAUUCCUUCAAUACGACGGUGCAAUAACACUUUUAUGUUCGGAGAAUUACGUCGCGAACAUGCGUCGUAACAAUACCUCCUACAAGUCGGAACCUUCUUCAUCGAUGAUAAGAGACAGUACUGGUUUAACCUUAGACAAGGAACCUUCGGAUGAAUGUAUUGGUGUUUUUGGCUCUAUCAAUUCACAAUUUCUUUAAUUAGAUCAGCUACUUAUAAAAUGUGGAAUUAUGUGAUCUUUUAUAUUUUAUAUUAUUUAUAUUUUAUAUUUCAUUUCUUUAUGUAAUUAAUCUUAAAAUGCAUGUUUUGUAUUCCGCGUAUGGAUUAUAAUAUAACGCAUUCGAUGGAGUUGCGCACUGGAGGAAUUAAUGAUGGAGGCUAAUUGAUUCGUACCAUAUCACGAAAAUUAUUAUAGAAACAUGUUGUCAAUUUUGUAAGGCAAAAUAUUUUAUUACUCCACUGCGUUUAAUUGAACAAAUUUUGAAGUUGAAGGCUCGGUUAUCUCAAUAUGAACAUAUAUCUUGAUUUUUACAUUCAAGCAACAUAUUCAAGAUUAAUGUUAAAAAAGUAAGAUGAGUCUCAAGUGAAAGUUUUUGAUAAUAGAUUUAGAAUGGGCAGUUGGUCCAAAUCGGCUCAUGUUGAAAAUCAUCGGUUUGUGGCCACCGGACAAUCAUGACCCUCAUGAAGCCAUAAAAUCCAGAUUUCGAUUAAUAUGCAACUUAACCAUGCUCCUUUUCGUACUGGCAAUACCAUCUUUCGCUUCAUUAAUAAGAGUAUGGGGCGACAUGAUACUGAUGAUAGAUAACAUGAUAUAUAGUCUACCAAUGUUGAUUUUUCUAUUCAAAGUUUGCAUUAUUUGGUACAAACAAGAAGGUAUAUUCAAUAGAAUAAUAUGUUUGGUGAAUUUGACUUAAUUUUUCACUGAAUUAGCAGAACUUGCAAAAGUAUCAUUCACGUAUCAAAACACUAAUAUAUUACUGCAUAUUAAAGAUUUAGUACCACUGAUUGAUAUGAUGACGAGAGACUGGAUGAAACCAAAGAUGAAAGAGGAGCAGGACGUUAUGCUGAAACACGCAAGGACCAGCCGCAUGAUCGCCAUGAGCGGAUGGUUCAUAAUAAUCAUUAUUGUAAUGAUUAACUUAAUUUAUCCAUGCUUUGGAACAACAACCAGGCACGUGACAAAUCUAACCGACCCUGGAAAACCCUUACCGAUGCAAACGUAUUACUUGCACGACGUUUCCAAGAGUCCGCAGUUCGAGUUGACACUUCUGGCACAAAGAAUCACUAUAAUCAUAUCGAGUAUCUCUUAUUAUGCGACCGACCACUUUCUGGGACUGUUAGUUUUGCACGUAUGCGGUCAAAUGGAGAACCUGCAUAUACGAUUGACACAUAUGGAGCAAUAUACAAACUUUAAUGUAGUAUUGAAAUAUAAUGUCCAGGAUCACAUCCGUUUAAUCAGAUCCAUUGAAAUAAUUGACGAUUCAUUCGAUUUGUUGCUGCUUGUCAUAAUAUUAUAUUUCGGCAUAAUGUUCUGCCUACUAGGAUUUCUCAUAGUUAACGUUCUUAAUGAUGGCCAAUUGUCACUUAUGCAAUUAGUUUGGUUCAUUGCAGUGACAAUAACCAUUUUAUUACACAUGUGCCUUUACUGUGCCGUUGGGGAAGCUCUCGUGAGACAAUGUGAAAAAAUUCACCGUGCCACAUACGAAUACACAUGGUACAUUUUACAUCCAAAAGCAGCGAGGAACUUAAUUUUAAUAAUGCUGCGUGCAAAUAAACCACUCUACAUCACGGCUGGAAAAACAUUUCCCAUGACGAUGGCAACAUUUUGCAACUUGUUGAAAACAUCAGCAGGAUAUAUAUCUGUUCUGCUUGCCAAUCAAGGAGAACGGCGAUGUUAUAAACAAUGCGCUUAAACUUAAAUAAUCAUUUAGUAAAAUUAAUUGUCAAUUAAUAGAAUGUAAUAAUUAAAUUUCA